CCGCCACCAUAGCUUGCUAUUAUGGAUCGGUAUCGGAGCAUAAAGUAUCCUGUUUGGGUAAAGUACAACGGUGAAGUUUCAAAAAUAUUAGUGGAGGAUGAGGAAUCAAUCGUUAAUCAAUGCUGGGAAAAAAUUUCAGCUAAUUCUCGGGUGAAACAGACAGCAAAGUUUAACGGGAGGAGUCUGGACUAUGAAGAAAAGGUCGUAUCUUUAAAUACAACUGAAGACAAUCCAAUGGAAUUUUUCAAAGGAGACAAUAUAAUGGCUCACGGACUUCCACCUAUGACACAAUGUGGCUGCAAUUCAGCUUACACCACUCCUGAUCAUGAUCCAGCAAAACUCAUUGAAUGUAACUGGCCUAGUAGAAUAGAGAGGGUGAAAAUAACAGGAAAACGUCAAUCGUUAUUAUGGAUGGAGCACAAUAUGCAUAAUCUGACUUGGAGUUCAGAGGGUUGCUUAGUUCAAUACGUGAGACGGAUUUUUUUGUAUGAUAUUAUAGUGGAAGUAGGGAUGCCUUUUUUAGAAUCGUUAGAAUGUGAGGAAGAAAUGUCAUUAUUUGAUCCACAAAGAAUCAACAUAAUUGCUAUACGUAUGUUUGGGGUUCCGAUUGGUGUAGUGGUAGUCAAGAAGCCAGGGUCAUCCAGUAGAAGAAGCUUAGAUGAUGAAAAAGUUAUUGGCCAGAUCUACGAUUACCUUAAGUACAUUAAAACAUACACGGGAAGCCGUCAUCCUAUUGGUAUCCUCACAAGUUAUUAUAACUGGCGUGUCGUUUGGUUAUCUGAAAGUAAUGGAUUUGCAAGUUCACCCACACCAUCUUAUCAUCAUAGUUCUGGAGUAAGAAAUCCUUCAUAUAAAAUCACAACUGAAGUACCCGACUGGAGCAAGAGUCAAGAGGCAUUCGUAUGCUCAGUUUAUGGUCAACAAUCUUCAGGGUCGUUUGCAGAACGGAAACUAAUUGGAACACCGCUCAUUAAAUGGAAUGAUCCUGACUUGCUUCAUUUUCUCAUCUCUGCCCUUUUUAAAAUGACAUUAUCACCAGUAGAUUCUGUUCAGUUGUCUACUUUUGACAAGGGAAGGUCUUACAUUUACGUAAGAAAAGAAGAGUGGUCCUGGGAUGAACCCACUCAAGAGGGUAGUCUUAGAUAUUGUGAUAAUCGAUUGCCACAGUUUCAAAAUGUAGAUCUGUUUCUUCUUGCUGAUCUUGGUGGUGGUGCAGAUGGGAGAGUAUGGCUCGCAGCAACUAUGAAAGGGGAAGUGUUUGUCAUUAAAUUUUCAAAAGAUGAAGUAAUACUUGAGCAAGAAGCAGAUAUCUGGAAAAGAGUUUGGAGAUGUGAUGCUAGAGUUCUGAGGCUGAAUGGUCGUUAUGGACUGGCUAUGCCAUGGGUGAAACCAUGUGAUGAAGCUGACUUUGAGAAUAAGGAGAUCCAAGAAGCCAUUAAAGAGUCAGUCAGGACACUUGCUAGUGCUGGAUAUAGGCACGAUGACCUCAGGCGCCGUCACGUGGGAUUGUAUAAGACUGGCUCAGUCUAUAAAGCUGUUCUCUUUGAUUUGGCCCAUGUUUUAAGUGUCAAUAAAGAGGCAGUGGAGGAAUCAGUAGUGAUAAUGAUGAAGGACUUGAGCAUAAAUUUGUGACAAUUAAUUAAUGUUUAUGUAUCAUUAUAUGCAAUAGUUAUUUCAUGUUCUUGAGACUUUCAUUUAUGUUAGUUUGUUGCUGCACUAUUGGUCACAGCAUGCUCAUCCU
Messenger RNA from Amphimedon queenslandica, 1741 nucleotides. RefSeq lists its product as uncharacterized. The record is from RefSeq and is a predicted model, not a curated record. Lineage: Eukaryota; Metazoa; Porifera; Demospongiae; Haplosclerida; Niphatidae. The transcript has 2 exons. The coding region runs from base 22 to 1632 and encodes 536 amino acids.